Tribolium madens (black flour beetle) is the source of this 1331-nucleotide messenger RNA. RefSeq lists its product as uncharacterized. The transcript has 7 exons. Lineage: Eukaryota; Metazoa; Arthropoda; Insecta; Coleoptera; Tenebrionidae. The record is from RefSeq and is a predicted model, not a curated record. The coding region runs from base 109 to 1083 and encodes 324 amino acids.
CUUCAAGCGUGGUGGACUGGCUAGUUUUUAAAAUAGAACACAUGCGCGAAUAAAGUGGCAAAUUUCAACCGAGUACUUAAGUGUUGUUGUUUUUAGUGCAAUUGCAAAAUGGAUAAGAUUUUAAUUUUUUUGCUAUGUUUGUAUUUGUGUUCUGCAAAAAUUAAAAUAAACAAAUUGGACGUUCCCUCUGCGAUACGUUAUGGUAGUCAAGAUUUCGUAGUCUUGGAUUGUGAUUUCACUUCCGGAGAUCACACUGUAACAGAAAUUAAGUGGUUUAUUGAUGGAGACAAACAAAUUUACCAAUGGUUACCAAAAACCAACGUACCAGCCCAAGCUUUGGGCAAAUUUAAAGAUCACAUAGACCUCACUUAUCGUGCGACCAACGAUCCUAAUACAAUGUACAGAGCGUUGCGCAUAACAGAUCUUUCACCGGAAUUUUCCGGAAACUAUACUUGUAAAGUGAGCGGUCCUGAAAGCGAAGACCAAGUCACCAAAAGGAUGAUCAUUUAUGAGACACCGGACGAUGAUUUAGAACUGACAAUUUCACAAGAAGAUUCAGAAAUCAAAUGCAGUGCUGAAGGUCUUUUUCCUGAACCUAACAUGACUUUAUACAUCACCAAUUAUAAUAUGACUGAAAUAAUAUACCAAGAAAACGAUGAGUCAAUCGACCUCGGUGACGAUGGUCUUUUUAAUGUUUCUUCUGUUCUCGCUUAUGAUCCUGAAGACUUGACUGAAACUUUUUAUUACAUAUGUGAACUUUCCAUACCAGGAACUCCUUUCAGUAUGAACGAAACUAUGAUACACUUUCAGGACAACAAGAUAAAAGCCGAAGAAGAUUUCAAUUUGUUUAAUUCAACCAACUCUACGGAUAGUACGUUUGAGGAAUCGAAAGUUAUCUGUGCAGAAAUUGAGACACAAAUAGAGGAAGAAUAUGAUUUUAAUACAACUACAGCUGAAACUGCUACUAACGCUGAUGAUGACGACACACGAAAAGAAAAAAAUGAAAGUUCAUCUCUCAGGCAUCUUCCAAGUUUGGUUACAACGUUCUUAACCGUAACAUUGCUUAGUCAGUUUUAUUUUUAAUAGGUUUAGUAUAAAAUAAAUGUGAUAACAAACCAAAAAUAUGUAAAAUAAUAUUGUAAAUUGUACAUAACUAUGUGUGUAUAGGGGCGCACGGUUGGUGCCUACAACCUUAUUUCUUGUUUUAUCUAAAAUUAAAUAUCACAAUGGAGAAAUUAUUUGAAUUGUGUUGUACAUUCGCGUGUACACGUACAACAUCUAAUUUAUCUUUUGUAAAGCUAGUCUCAAAAAUAAAAUAUUUUUUCACAUUU